AUGGGUGACUACGAGAUCGCGCUGGGUGCUAGCACCUUCAUCAAGCAGGCGAUCGACCUGCGUCCCGACGUUGGCAUCGUCUGUGGCUCCGGUCUGGGGGACAUUGUGGACUUGGUGGAGGACAAGCAGGUGCUUAAGUAUACAGACAUCCCCGGCUUCCCUGUCUGCACAGUGAGUGGACACGGCGGCUGCUUCGUUUUCGGCCGCAUGGGCGGCAAAAAUGUGUGUGUCAUGAAAGGUCGAUUCCACCCCUACGAAGGUUAUUCCUACAGAGAGGCAAGUGCUCGUUUUGCUGUUGCUCGUCCAAUCCGUGUGAUGAAGCUGUUGGGUGUGAAGACGCUCAUCGUAACCAACGUGGCCGGAGGUGUGGACCUCAGUUUCAAGAUCGGCGACAUAAUGAUAAUUGAGGAUCACGUGGACUUCGCGUCGAUGGUCGGUAGGAAUCCACUAAUGGGACCCAAUGACGAAAGGUGCACGUCAAGUCAAAGGGCCAACACACGCGACUGUAGGUUCGGAAUUCGAUUCCCCUCGAUGACUGGAGCCUACGACAAGGAACUGCGAGCUGUGGCGCACCAGUGUGCCGACGAGAUGGGACUGGGGGAUGUUGUGAGGGACGGCGUGUACUUCUACCUGGCUGGACCUGUCUACGAGACACCGGCAACAAGCCGAAUUCUGCGUGGACUCGGAUGCGGCACCGUCAGCAUGAGCACAACCGCCGAGGUGAUCACAGCCAGACACCUGGGCUUGAGGGUGUUGGGGCUUUCCCUGGUCGUCGAUUUGGCGCCAGUGGGGCAGGCGGACGACGCCGUAGGGCCAACCCACGAGGAGGUCCUCAGUGUGGCCAACUCAAGAUCACUUGUGGUCGCGAAACUAAUCGAGGCGGUGCUCAGACGGAUCACGGUGUGA
Mesocestoides corti is the source of this 906-nucleotide messenger RNA. Lineage: Eukaryota; Metazoa; Platyhelminthes; Cestoda; Cyclophyllidea; Mesocestoididae. The record is from the annotation of a GenBank genome assembly.